CGCAUUGCAAUCGUAAGGGACCAUAUCCAUGGAGCCAGAGAAGGGAGACGAUUACCUGCGUCGUCUGGCCGCCUUCAUUCGCGACAACGAGAAGGGUCUGGCCGAGGCAGGUAUCUCCCGGCGGCGACGAGCUCAAACCACCACUGCGAAUAUAUCCACGGAUCUCACCUCAUACCUGAAUCCUCUGUCAUGGAUUGGCUGGGACGCAUCCAACGGUGCCGCGCCCAAGCCCACCAUCCUUUCAACCGACACCCACCACUUGUUCUACGUCCUCAUGCGCCUCGAAGCGUUGGGGUACGACGUUGGGACCCUGGACGUUCAUAUCGAUAACCCUUCACGACCGAUGAGCUAUGUCAAUCUCUUUACCGGCCCCGACAAGUCAGACACGCUGUCGCUGGCGUCUAUACGUUCGUCCCUUUCGGCUGUCUCCAAACUCUCACUCGGAGCCGCUUUGUGGGGGAGAGCGGAGCCGCCUUCCAUCGACCAGGACCUCAAGUACAUCUACAGCAGCUUCACAAAGCUUCCGGCACUCACUAUCCAUGCCCCCACCAAACAUGCCAUUGCAGAACUCCUUGCCGACCCACCAGGCCAGAAUGCAUUGCCCCUGGACGCGUUCAAGAACAUCCAAACACUCAAUUGCAUCGACGUCGACCCGAGGACGCUGUUGGGCUGGGAUCGACUAGCAGAGUCGUUACGGAGCCUAGUCAUCAAGAAAAGCGGCCUAGAGGAUAUCUCUGAUAUCUUCAUUGGAGCUGUCGUCGAUGAUCAGGCUCGAAGAGAGGGGAGCCAGUCCCGGAGCCGCCGUCGAAGACUUCCAAAGCGGUACGGGAAAGCCGAAGUGGGAUCAACCCCUCUCCCAGAUGCAGUGAUAGAGGACUCUGCAGGGGAAAGUGCCGAGGAGUCUGUAUCGUCUCAUACCACCUCUCCCUCUCCACCACCGACCCUCGGCUCGUUAAAGUGGGCCUUCCUCAAGUACUUGUCCCUGGCGGACAAUGCCCUCACUUUCAUCCCACCCGAACCACUAGCCUAUCUCACAUCAGUGACCCACCUGGACCUUUCUUCAAAUCUCCUCGUAUCUGUGCCCCCUGGCCUUGGAACGCUAUUCAAUCUGAUUUCGCUGAAUCUAUCCGACAAUAUGAUCGACUCCGUGCUCGGAAUAUACCUUAAUCUAGGUUCCAUUCUUUCCCUUAACCUUUCGCAUAACCGACUGGAAUCGCUUUGCGGUCUGGAGCGCCUACGCGCCCUCGAACGCGUCGAUCUUCGCGGCAACCUCAUCGAGGAGAGCGAGGAGGUUGGCCGGUUGGCCACUUUACCCAACAUUUCCCAGGUCUGGGUGGAAGGCAACCCAUUCUGCGAGUAUGAAGAAGACUACAGAGUGGCUUGUUUCAACCUUUUCUGGAAGGAGGGCAAGACCAUCUCGCUCGAUGGAUCUUUACCUGGAUUUUACGAGAAGCGGAAUAUGAGCGCGCCUGCAGGCCGGCAGGCCGCUGCUAUACCCCAAAGCAAUAUCAUUGCUCAUUCACCACCCGUGGUUCCUAUUGGGAAACCGCCACCGACCGACCGUACUGCUUCCCCUCAACCUCUCCCGACACCACCAUCCUCGAAUGCCUCUCCCCACCUUGCCCCCAUCGCUGCCCCUAAACCUAAACGACGUCAUCAGAAGCGUAUUGUCGACCUUGCAGGAGAAGGGUCAGGGGGCAACACCCCGACACACUCCAAGUCACGUUCAGAAGAGUCGCCGGAGGGUCGCUCAAUGAAGAGUAAGAAGGGACGCAAGGCGACCAAAGCAGCGUUCGCAGAGGCCGUGCCUCAACCGCCUGCACCUACCUCGCCCGAGACUUCCCCAUCUCAGCCGGGACAGCCCGCGCGCCGGACGCGACACAGUCGGUACCAGACUGAAUUUGCGCCGACAAGCCCGCCGCGGCAAGAGGAGAGGUUUGUUACGGCGCCGACGCCGUUCUCAGCAGGGUCCCCGCCAUCACGGUCCGCCACCCUGAGUCCGAAGUCGGCGAUGAGGCGGGCGAGACAGAGCGCGUCUAUGUACGAAGGGCCUGCUGGUGAGGAGGGAGAGGACGAAACGCAUAGGAAGGACAGUGUGGACGAGUACCGACGGCGAAUAGAGGCUCUGAAGCAGGACAUGGGGGACGGAUGGCUCAAAGUGUUUAGCCAAAGCGAGAUCAAGACGUAG
Coprinopsis cinerea okayama7#130 is the source of this 2188-nucleotide messenger RNA. Its product is annotated as leucine Rich Repeat domain-containing protein. Gene Ontology annotation, cellular component: cytoplasm. Bases 29 to 2188 code for a protein of 719 amino acids. Gene Ontology annotation, molecular function: protein kinase binding. NCBI's taxonomy places the organism in Eukaryota, Fungi, Basidiomycota, Agaricomycetes, Agaricales, Psathyrellaceae. The record is from RefSeq and is a predicted model, not a curated record. The transcript is spliced from 2 exons.